This is a messenger RNA of Penicillium antarcticum, 1308 nucleotides long. RefSeq names its product O-methyltransferase. Lineage: Eukaryota; Fungi; Ascomycota; Eurotiomycetes; Eurotiales; Aspergillaceae. The coding region runs from base 1 to 1308 and encodes 435 amino acids. The record is from RefSeq and is a predicted model, not a curated record. The transcript is spliced from 4 exons. Gene Ontology annotation, molecular function: O-methyltransferase activity.
AUGGACGAAAACAUUCUCGUAACGACUGCCGAGCAGAUCCUGGCGAGCACAUCCGAGCUGUCAAAGCAACUGAAAGAUGUCAACAUUCCUCCCCCCGACAGCCUCAACAUAGGCGCCACUUCUAGUCUCUGGACCACCCAUGAUGAGAAACUCGAUGUUCUGAAGUCAAAGGUAAUAGCACUCAGUCAAAGUCUCGGAGCCCUCCUCGAGGGUCCUCAUGGCUUCCUGCACGAGUAUGUCUCCGUCAAUUGGGAACACGGAGCGCUCUACACACUGCUCGAUCACAAUGUACUCGAGCAUAUACCCCUUGAUGGAUCAACAAUCCCCAUCGCUCAGCUUGCGCAGGAAACUGGAUUGCCAGCCAACAAGUUGCUCCGUAUUUGCCGACUUGUCGCAACAACUGGCAUUCUGCGCGAGCCAACUGAGGGGGACUUUGCCCAUACAGCUAUUUCAGAAACCCUCGUCGAGGAUCAGGGCUACAAGAGCUUUAUCGCAUUUCAACUAUUUGAAACACGAGUUGCGAGUGCGCAUCUAGCUGAUUCGCUGCGGAAGCCCAAUCCUUUCUGGACCGGAGAAGCUGCAUUUGAACUUGCCUGGGGCAUGCCUAUGUAUGAUUGGCAUAGGAAGAAUCCAGAGAUGGGGAAACGAUUUGCGGAGGCUAUGGGGAGCGUAUCGAAAAGCCUUGAUGCUGGAAAUGACAUGGUCAUAGAGUGGAUCAAAGGGUCGGAGUAUGUUAGGAAUGGAAAGAAACCUUGCAUCAUUGAAAUACAAGGGAAGACUGGAGCGUUCUCGUCUCAGCUGGCAACGAUAUUCCCAGAUAUGCAGUUCGAAGUUCAAGAUACCUCGGCUGACUUAAUCGGUCGAGGGCAAAAACUUUUGGAGGCCGAGCUGAAGUGGCAGGUAAUAUUAUCUCAAAGGGAUCUCUUUGCUACCAGGAAGGUCGAAGAAAUCAGCAAUCGCCAUGAUACCACGAUCUUCCUCUUGCGAGGCGUGCUGUGGAACCAUCCAGAUGAUGAAGUUCUCACCAUAUUGCAGAGCAUUUUGCCUGCAAUGAAGCACCAUACCAAGCCUCUAAUUCUGAUCAGUGAUUUGGUCUCUCCCUCGUGGGCGACAUUUGAGACUCAUGUGGAAAGGGCAUUCCGCAGAAGAGAUGUGACUCUGAUGACAAUGCACAAUGUGCAGCAACGCAAAUCCACCGAAUGGGGAAACCUGAUUCAGUCUGCCAGUGCAGAAUUCAAGAUCAAGUACCAAGAGAGAUUUACAUCCCAUAGCUGUCGGGGUCUGUGGGAAGUCCAAUUAGAGAACUAA